Molecule: messenger RNA, 1205 nt
Organism: Hordeum vulgare subsp. vulgare (domesticated barley)
Lineage: Eukaryota; Viridiplantae; Streptophyta; Magnoliopsida; Poales; Poaceae
Product: NEP1-interacting protein-like 1
Exons: 3
Coding region: 188-919 (243 amino acids)
Source: RefSeq, a predicted model, not a curated record
UCCUACAUCAUCUACAAAAUCUUUGAUCUCACCAACAUAAGCCUUCCUCGUUCUUUCAUUCAGCUCUACACCUCUGAUCAUCCAGCGGCGGCAAUAUAUUCACCUCAUCUGAUUCUGAUUCAAUUUGUUGUCCGACACCCGAUCGAUCCGCAGGGCGCAGCGAGAAGGUAAUCCGGCGGCGGCAACCAUGGAGGCAGCGAUGGCUCGCGGCGACACAGCAACAUUCUUCUCGGGCCAGGAGGAAUUCUUGUGGGGCCAGGACCAGGAGGACGCGGCCGAGGGGCGCAUAUCCAGCCUGCCGGCUCGGGUGGCCGGCUCGAUCGUCCGCGGCGUGAUCACCUUCAUCUUCGCCACAGUGGGCACGAUUCUGGGAGCCAUCACGGGUGGGAUGAUUGGGCUGGCGACGGAGAGCGGCCUCGUUCGCGGCGCGGGCAUCGGUGCCAUCUCCGGCGCCGUGGUGGCCAUGGAGGUUGUCGACAGGUCCAUGGCCAUGUGGCGCUCCGACGAGUCCGCCAUCUGGAGCGUCCUAUACGUGCUUGACGUGAUCUGGAGCCUCCUGACGGGCCGUCUGGUGCGUGAAAAGGUGGACCCGGCAGUGCAGAACGCCGUCGACAGCCAGAUGAACGCCGCGGGCGACGGAUUCAGCGACGGACCGCCGACGCUCUCCGAGAUGUUUGACAUGGGAUCCGCCUCCUUCAAAGGCAUGGCUGCAGACGCCAUCGCAGAGCUCCCCGCGACGACCAUCACCGAGCAGCAGGCCGCCGUGCAGAACGGCGGCUGCUCCGUGUGCCUCCAGGAGUUCGAGGCCGGCGAGGCGGCGCGGAGCCUGCCGGAGUGCCGCCACACGUUCCACCUGUCGUGCAUAGACGGGUGGCUGUGCCGGCAUGCGUCGUGCCCGCUGUGCCGCCGCGCCGUCUAGGCUUGGCGUGUCCGGCUCCUUAGGAUCCAUGUCAAUGUGUGCAUAGCCAGCGUAUACACACACGUGUUACGUGCGUGUGUGGCGCUAGCACGUAUACGGCACGCGCACGCACAUACGGAAAGUUCGUUAAUCUCUUGUAGUUAGCUAGCUGGGUUGAGACUGACAUUACAUGAUAUGUAUGCCGACAAGUACGUUCUUUCGUGACUUGGUUCGUUGCCUUCAUAAGGCUGGUUGUGAACGUGUGUACAGAAAAUCAUCAGCGUUCAGAUUAUUAUCCUUUUUCUCA